AUGGGUAAACUUACCCACCCUCUUCAGGGUGCCUUUGUCCUUGAUCGGUUAAUUCAAGACAACAUUUUGCUGGCCCGUGAGGUUUUCCAUUCCUUUCGAAAAAAAGGGGGAACCUCGGGAUGGUUAGCUAUUAAGCUUGAUAUAGAGAAGGCUUAUGAUAGAUUAGAAUGGUCGUUCAUCUUUGAGAUGCUUGCCCAGCUAGGUUUCGAUGCCCGUUGGAUUGGAUGGAUCAGGGAAUGUAUCAAGACUGCAUCUUUUUCGGUACUAGUUUAUGGUAUCACUGGUGCCUCUUUUUCAUCAUCAAGGGGUAUCCGCCAAGGUGAUACUCUCUCUCUGUACCUUUUGAUUUUAUGUGCAGAGUUGCUUGCUCGCAACUUGUCGCUCGCUGGUAACCAGCGUGAUAAACUAAAUGGUGUCUCGGUUGGACACUCAGGAGUUCGUAUCCCUUUUCUAACUUUUUCAUAUGAUACUAUGAUUUUCGCCAAAGCAUCCGAAUCUAGUUGUCGUUUGAUUAGAGCGAUUUUAAAUAAGUAUUUUUCCCAUUCUGGUCAAUUAGUGAACUAUCACAAAUCCUCGUUCCAGGUAACUUCGAAUAUUUCUAACUAUAUGAAGGCAAAUUUUGCUAAUGUUUUGGUCAUGGUCGAGUCUCAAGAUCUUGGGGAGUACCUUCGUUAUCCAAUUAUUACGUCCAGAGUUACUAAAGAAACAUUUGGUAAAGUAGCUUCUAAAGUCACCAAUCAGCUACCUAAGUGGAAAGCUAAUUCCCGUUCUCAAGCUGGUCGGUUAGUUUUAAUUCAAUCAAACUUAACAACCAAAGACAAUUACCAAAUGCAAAGCUUCUAUUUGCCUAAGUCAAUUUUAACUUCUUUGGAUAAAACUUAUAGAAUUUUUUUUUGGAAUAAAGAUGCUUCUAAUGCUUCCACCAACCUGAUUGGUUGGGAUAGGAUUUGCAAACCCAAAUGUUUUGGUGGUCUGGGAUUGAGGAAAGCAGAUACCAAUAAUAUUGCAAUGCAGUUUAAACUUCUUUGGAAAUUUCUUACGAACAAUAAUAAUCUUUGGGUGAAACUCGUUCGUUAA
Molecule: messenger RNA, 1077 nt
Organism: Beta vulgaris subsp. vulgaris (sugar beet)
Lineage: Eukaryota; Viridiplantae; Streptophyta; Magnoliopsida; Caryophyllales; Amaranthaceae
Exons: 1
Coding region: 1-1077 (358 amino acids)
Source: RefSeq, a predicted model, not a curated record